This is a messenger RNA of Trematosphaeria pertusa, 3853 nucleotides long. Its product is annotated as P-loop containing nucleoside triphosphate hydrolase protein. The transcript has a single exon. Gene Ontology annotation, molecular function: helicase activity. Gene Ontology annotation, cellular component: P granule; cytosol. Gene Ontology annotation, biological process: regulatory ncRNA-mediated post-transcriptional gene silencing. NCBI's taxonomy places the organism in Eukaryota, Fungi, Ascomycota, Dothideomycetes, Pleosporales, Trematosphaeriaceae. The coding region runs from base 500 to 3487 and encodes 995 amino acids. The record is from RefSeq and is a predicted model, not a curated record.
GCCGCUUAUGGCUAGGCAGCACGCAUCGACCAGCAGCUUGUUCCGACCUCUCAUGAUUCUCGGGAGCCCGCAGAGCAAACAACUCUUCGCACACGGAGUCGACGAAGCCCAGAGAACUCGAAGCCCCUCGCCGACGCAUCUCCUGCACGCGCCGCUACACCUGUCGGCUGCCGUACCCGCCCCCUCUACACCCGGGGCCUUGGACAGCUCGUGGCGACGGCAUCGCUUUCUAUCGAAACACCGCUCAAGCCCAGUGGUCCUCGUCCUCGAAGCCUUUGUAUCAUAGUCGAUUCGGUCGGGAUCGCGUAGGGCGGGGUGUCCCUCAUCGGGGGCUGGCGACGUGCCUUUGGUCUCUGCAUGGCGACGACGAGUCCGAGUGCGCAGCUAGGCAAACCAGGCUGGGGUUGCGUGAAUGCUUCAAGCCCUAUACCACAAAGUGCUGCUGGGAGAGGGUGUUGUGGUCAGCGUUAAAAAGCGGCGGGGAGGCUGUAGCGAGCGUAUGCAGGGCGCAAGCAACCGCAGCCACUAUCCCCUCCGACUUGAAGCCGCCCCUUCGCCUUCCGACUCUACGGACCCCCCGCACUUUCUCCCCUUGCAAGACUUCGAUUCUCUCCCGGAUUGGCGCGCCGCCAUGAUGUCCAUGGCCGAGGGAGGCGGGCCUACAUCCGCGGUCUCCACCCAGCGCCAUGCCCGCAAGCCUUCGACGCUUGUCGCUGUCCCGAAGAUCGACUUCGCCAAGCCAAAGCCCACGCUGACUGCCUCUGCAGGGCUCCAAAUACCACCGGCAAGGAGCUCCGCGUCUCCUGCUACUCGAGACCCAUCGCUCAACUCAAGCAUGCCGCGGCUCUCCCGGGACGUCGCGAAGGAGUAUAAUGUCUAUGCCGCGCCUUAUAUACCGGUUCAUUUGAGGCAAAUCAAUCGUGCGCCCGCUCAUGACUUUAAUACUCCAGCGCUCCACCAGAUCGAUUACUCAACGUAUGUCACCACCUUCGCGGGCCAGAGCUUUCGACCGGAACCGCUUGAUGUCCCAGCACAGCCAUCACGCCGUCAUGCGGCUAGAUCGCCUUUACCCCUCUCGGCGGACUGGUAUCUAAACUACUUUACGCCGCUAUGGAGUCUUGAGAUGUCAGCAAAGGAACAAGAGCACGAGCGUUUUGCACUGUAUCAAGUAGCUCUUCAGCGAAUAAGGUUCGAAGACGACGAAGAUCUCUUCGCUCUCUGUAUACCAGGAAUACGAGAGGACAGCCCGCUCGUGGAAAAGGGCGACACCAUUCAACUUCGACAGCUGUGGGUCAAUCCUGUAGGGAAUUCGAUGGCUCUCCCGACUCAAAACGGCCGUCCUGGAAAUAUCAGCCAGCCGAGCUUCACCGGUGUGCAAUAUAACGCCUCCGUUUACAAUGUCAAUCGGACCACCGAGAUAGUAUAUCUUAGAGCCAAAGGCCUGCCGGACUUGCCGGGACUAGCUCUUCUUGCUUUAGUCGUUAACGUCAUGUUUCCUCUAAAGUUACGCGUCUUAAGGGCGUGUUGGAACGCUCUGGUGUUUGUCGACAGAGCCCUACAUACGAGACGAUCACGGUCAACUCCCGACGGCCCGGUUGAUUCGGACAGACGCAUUCAACGAGAAGUCAACCACGGUGGAGGCGAUAUUCCUUCAACAUCCGCGCAACAGGAGCGAAACGGAAAUCAAGGCACUGGUAUCGGCACCGAGGUUCAACCUACGACAGCGUCAAAUAACUGGCUCGAGACCAUUCUGUUUCCCGUCGAGGCUGCCGGAAAGCUUCAAACUGAAUUACGCGGACCUCCGCACCGAGGAUACUUUGACCCAGACAUCAACUUUGAGCAAGGACACGCGGUCGGCGACCUCGUCACCAAUAUUUAUGGCACGCUACCCUACCUUAUCUCUGGGCCACCAGGCACCGGUAAGACAAAGACACUCGUCGAAAUUGCGAUGCAGCUCCUCGAGUCCGAACAAGUUAGUCACAUCCUCAUUUGCGCCCCAUCGGACCCAGCUGCGGAUACGCUGGCUCUACGGCUGAAGCAAUAUCUCAACCCUUCGCAGUUGCUGAGGCUCAACGGGCCUUGGCGCACAGACAUCGAAGUUCCCCAGGAGUUAAUGCCGUAUUCGUAUAUGGAGAGGGAUAUGUUUUACCUUCCACCUUUCCAGAAUCUCAUGGCUUUUGAUGUCGUCGUGACGUCCUGCCGGGACGCCUCGAUUCUGGUUGACGCGCGGUUGACCAAUGCGGACCUUUGGACGAUUGAGAAGAAUAUGCUCUCCGCUUUUCAUCCCGAGGACUCUGCGCCAUCGCCUCCUAAGCUUCACUGGGGAGCUCUGCUAAUCGAUGAAGCUGCGCAAGCAACUGAGCUGGACGUCUUACCGGGUAUCAGCGUCGUCUGCCCCCCGGCCGCCUAUUCACAAGAAUAUCCACAGCCACGCUUCGCUAUGGCUGGUGAUGAGAACCAGCUCGGGCCACGGACUGCCUCACGCGACCCUCAGUUCUCAACCUCGCUCUUCGCCCGCUUAUUUGACCGGCCCUUGUACAAGAACCACCCGUUGUCUCGAUCGAACAUGAAGCCAUCCGCGGGCCCGCCGGUGCUGAAGAAGUCCAUGCUUCCGAUCCUAUACCCACCCUUCACGAAUCUGAUACGAAAUUACCGCUCUCAUCCCGCUAUACUCAGCGUACCGAGCAGUCUCUUCUACAACGACACCCUGAUGCCCGAAGCUCCAGCCGCCCAUACCCCUUUGCAGGCCUCGUCCCUAUGGCAGGGCCGCAGAUGGCCCGUCCUCUUCCUGCCCCACACGGGACCCGACGAGAUUGAACGCGACGGAGGAGGCUGGUACAACAUCAACGAAGCGCAUAUUGCCUGCGACGUCGCCCAACGCCUUGUAUAUGAAUCCAAAGUUCCCCAAGCAGACAUUUGUAUCAUGUCCCCCUUCGCAGCGCAGGUCAAGUUACUUCGCGCAAGGAUCCGCUCGAGCAGGUACGGUGGCGGAGCCGGGCUGUGGGACAUUAACAUCGGACCGCUGGAAGCAUUCCAAGGUCUCGAACGACGCGUCGUCAUCAUAUGCACUACUCGAACUCGGGAGCAGUUCCUGGAGCAAGACUCUCAACGCGGACUCGGCAUGAUCUAUCAGCAUCAGAAGAUGAAUGUCGCUCUCACGCGUGCGAAGGAGGGCCUCUUCGUCAUCGGCAAUCCGGCCGUGCUGAGGCAAGACAAGCAUUGGAACGCGUGGUUGGCCUUCUGUUGGCGGAAUGCACUCGUGUGGGACCAGAGUCGUGUCUGGGAUGGCAGCCAGGAAGGCUUUGGCGGAGAAAAGCUCGGCGUAUUGGAGCGUGCCCUGCUGGCCAAGGAGAAGCAGGGUGAGAGGCUGUUGGGCGCUUCUUCCACGUCGCUGGAGCAGCAUGAUGACGCUGAGUAUCGGGCGUGGACUGAGGGGUUGAGAGAGGCACUCGAGGAGGAAGAUGGCGAAUUUGACGAGGAGUACUAGGCUUUGAGGGUCUUUUCGGGCGUUAGGAUACCGUGUCCUCGUACGCUUCUGGGUGAGGAGCUGCCCUUGGUUUGUAUACCUCUUCUCAUAGCGGUUGGAUAGAUCUGGGUGAUGGUCGGGUAUGAGUCUGCAUAGCAUAACGGUAGGAGUUAAGGUAAUUCAUGUCCCUCUUUAUAAUGGGGUGCAUUCCCCAUCGCUGGACGCACCUACCCACGCCUCUUUCACAAACAAGAGCUACAUAGCAACCCGAACAGCGUCGGGCUGUAUUAUCACAAUGGAGCUGGGCAGCAUCACGCCCACAUAGCAGAAGCGAGACUGAGAAGUACAAAACAUACGAACGAAAAGGGUAUCUCAGUUAAGUUCCUA